AUGGUAAGUGAUUUGAAGUUUGCACCAUCAUUUCAAUCGUUUGUGGACAGCUCGUUUUUCCAUGAACUAUCGAGGUUAAAAUUAGAUAUUUUCAAACUAGAUUCAGACGAGAAGGCACUUUAUACGCAAUUAGAUCUCAACCAAUUCACUUCAAAUGUCCUAGCUAUAUCACUACGAGAUGACAGUUUUCAGAAACCUGAUAAUGAUGAGCACAAUAUCAUUUUGAAGGGUUAUCUGCUAAAUUUCAAUACCAUUGAACUAUUUAAAAACUGUAAUAAAAUUCAGUUCAUUAAAGAAAAGGGCCAAGAAUUGCUACAACGUGGUUUGGAAAAUGAUUUGAAUGAAAUAAUAAGCUUCUACAUGAUUAGUUUUGCUGACUUAAAGAAGUAUAAGUUUUAUUAUUGGAUCUGUAUGCCAAGUUUUCAGUCGGAUGGAGCAACAUAUCAAAUUAUAUCAAGUAAGGUAAUAGCCUCCGAUUCUGACAUCAGUGUAUCAUUCAUUAAACAAAAUGUGAUCAUCGCAUGCGUGAUAAGUGGUGUUAUACAGAAAGCGACUCCAGAUAAUUUAAAGGUUUGUGAGAAAGUAGUUUUCAAAGAUUUUAGUCAUUUGAAAGAUAUUCCUUCAGCGGUUACAAAAAAUAUUCUAACAGUUUGGAGUAAAUUAUCACCUAGAGAGACUUACACAAUCUGCUUUUUACGUAGUGAUGAGUCAAGUUUUGAAGCAGAAAUUAUAAUAAACAAUGGAAACAACCCAUCGUUGAAAGUUAGCGGUUGGGAAAAGAACGGACUUGGUAAAUUAGCUCCAAAAUCUAUUGACUUAAGUUCUUUAAUGGAUCCAGUAAAGAUUGCCGACCAAGCAGUCGAUUUGAAUCUUAAGUUAAUGAAAUGGAGAAUAGCGCCCAAAAUAGAUUUAGAUGGAAUUCGUAAUACAAAAGCCCUAUUGCUAGGAUCUGGAACACUCGGUUGCUACGUUUCACGUGUUUUAUUGGCGUGGGGUGUCCGUCAUAUCUCCUUUGUGGAUAAUAGUACCGUGUCCUUUUCAAACCCUGUUAGACAAUCUCUAUAUAACUUUGAAGACUGUGGAAAACCCAAAGCGCAAAUAGCGAGUGAAGCCUUGAAGAGAAUUUUCCCAUCAGUGGAAUCGUCUGGCUAUCAAUUGGAAAUCCCUAUGAUUGGACAUCCCGUCACCAACGAAAAAAAGCAAAGGCAAGAUUAUGAAGCUCUUGAAGAUCUUAUAAAAAGUCAUGACGUUAUAUUUCUAUUGAUGGAUGCCCGUGAAACUAGAUGGCUUCCUUCUGUCUUGGGAAGAUUGCACAAUAAGAUUGUCAUUAAUGCUGCUCUUGGUUUUGAUAGCUACUUAGUAAUGAGACAUGGAAAUGAUGACGAUAAACUUGGGUGUUAUUUCUGUAACGACAUUUUGGCACCCAGUGACUCCCUAACAGACAGAACUUUGGAUCAGAUGUGUACAGUUACCAGACCUGGUGUUGCAUUGUUGGCAGCAUCCCAAGCAGUUGAAUUGCUGGUCACAUAUCUCCAGCCUACACCAAAUGUAUUAGGAACAUCGCCACAUCAAAUUCGAGGGUUUCUCAAUGAAUUUAAGACCGUAAGUCAAAGCACUCCGGAAUAUGAACACUGUUGUGCCGGUAAUAAAAGUGUAAUAUCCGCAUUGCAAGAGAAUGGGUGGAAUUUCGUUAGGCAAGCUCUUGACGAUUACAAAUGCGUUGAAAAACUAAGUGGGCUAUCGAAGGUCCAAGAAGAAGCUGAGUUAGCUUUAGAAGAAGAUUUCGACUUUUCUGAAGAUGAUGAGUUUGUAACUGGAUGA
This is a messenger RNA of Kluyveromyces marxianus DMKU3-1042, 1821 nucleotides long. RefSeq names its product Atg7p (gene ATG7). NCBI's taxonomy places the organism in Eukaryota, Fungi, Ascomycota, Saccharomycetes, Saccharomycetales, Saccharomycetaceae. Gene Ontology annotation, cellular component: phagophore assembly site; cytoplasm. The transcript has a single exon. The coding region runs from base 1 to 1821 and encodes 606 amino acids. Gene Ontology annotation, molecular function: Atg12 activating enzyme activity; Atg8 activating enzyme activity. Gene Ontology annotation, biological process: autophagy of mitochondrion; cellular response to nitrogen starvation; autophagosome assembly. The record is from RefSeq and is a predicted model, not a curated record.